AGAACAAGAGGUACGCUAACAGCGCUGAUGAGCAGUCGCUCCAAGGCGUCCCAUGAAGGUACCCCCUUGGCGUAGCUGCAGCUAUCUCAUCUAGUGAAAAAUAAUCCCAGAAACCCAAUUAUAUCGUCGAGCGCUUCGAAACGAACGAGUGCCAGGAUGUCCUACGGAAAGUUGCACGUUCUUCCACUAAGUCUCUUUAUUCUGAUUCCGGUAACGUUUCUAAUUACAUACACUAUGUCGGUGCAAUGGGACCACGUAGUACCAGGAUUUCCGUACAUAUCGGAAACAGGCACCUUGUCUCCGGAAUCGUGUAUAUUUGCCCAAUUCCUUAAUAUAGCUGCAUUACUCCUCGCCUGUUGCGUAUACAUUAGACAUCGACAAGUUUCCCAAUGGCAAUUCGAAAGGGGCAACGAUCUCGUUAGCAAGAAAAUCGUUGUUGUGACGGCAUGGUGCGGCGUUCUAGGUUGCUUUGGACUCGAUAUUCUGGCGAAUUUUCAAGAAGCCCGUGUUGUCGCGGCUCAUAUGAUCGGAGCAAUGACUUGUUUCACGGCUGGAACCAUUUACUUUUGCCUGCAGACAUAUUUAAGUCACAAAAUGGUACCAGCAGUGAAUGGCAGAAUUGUAGUAUACAUUCGUGCAGCACUUUCGGUGUUGACGCUAAUUUUGACAAUUACCACGAUCCUACCUGGCUACAUUUCAAUGUUAGAAUUUCAAGGCGAUGAUUACAAGAAAUGGCUACCAACCGACGGUGGCUGGGCCUGGCACGUCGCUAGUGCCAUUUCCGAGUGGGUUCUAGCGAUUGUAUAUUGCGUUUUCCUGCUAACGUUCGUGCCAGAAUUUCGAUUAAUCAAUUUCGAGGAUCCUGUGGUUACGUUGAUAUAUCUAGACAAGGAUCAAGAUUUGAAAUUACCACACAAGCUAAAUCCACCAGUUCAAGAAUCCCCACAAACGCACACAGGAAACAUGGACAAGGAGGAUUUCCUGGUCAACCUCCAUUAUCUUCCGAUUAUCCUGUUCAUUUCGUUGCCUUCUGUCUUUAUUUUGACUUACAUAAUAGCAGUUCUAUUGGGUCAUGUGGAAGCCGAGUUUCCUUACAUCUCGGAUGCAGCUACUUAUGCACCGGAAAGCUGCAUAUUCGCCCAGUUUAUCAACAUGAUCGCGAUGCUCAUGUCGUUCCUCGUCUACAUAAGAUACUCUCAAGUGAAAGAAUGUUCGAGUACGUUUAGGUUGCAACAUUCUCUACCGAAAUGGAAUCAUUGGGCCUUGAUUUUUGGCCUAAUAUCGACGUUUGGCCUCUCGGUGGUCGCGAACUUUCAAGAAACAUCUGUCAUAGUGGUACACUUUAUUGGCGCUCUUCUAUGUUUCGGUGGUGGAACUGCAUACUUUUGGACACAGGCCGUGUGUUCGUUCUACCUGCAUCCACUCGGAUGUUCGUUGAAACUGGCUCACCUUCGGGCGGCAUUAUCCACCUUUUGCACCGUUUGUUUCGUCGUAACUCUCAUCACUGGCGUGCUGGCACGCUUGGCCUAUAAGGGUACGAAUCCUCGGAAAUGGUACAAGGAAGAUGGCGGAUGGGAAUUGCACGUGGCUAGCACUAUCACUGAAUGGCUGUGCGCUGCAGCAUUCUGCGUGUACAUUUUGACAUUCACCGAAGAAUUUCGCGAUGUUAAAGUCACUCAUCCAAAGGUUAUAUCCACCCUUAACCGUACAAGAUUGAGCAACGAAGCGCUGAACGAAAGCCAGGACUCCGCAAUGGGUCACAAUCGAGAUGCAACAACGAUCACCUGAUCGCUCAUAGGCAGAGGCGCCGGUGGUUACGUCA
Messenger RNA from Bombus impatiens (common eastern bumble bee), 1822 nucleotides. RefSeq lists its product as uncharacterized. The transcript is spliced from 13 exons. Bases 157 to 1788 code for a protein of 543 amino acids. The record is from RefSeq and is a predicted model, not a curated record. Lineage: Eukaryota; Metazoa; Arthropoda; Insecta; Hymenoptera; Apidae.